Molecule: messenger RNA, 2220 nt
Organism: Haemonchus placei
Lineage: Eukaryota; Metazoa; Nematoda; Chromadorea; Rhabditida; Trichostrongylidae
Source: the annotation of a GenBank genome assembly
AUGUUGCAGCGAACGGGCCCGCAAGAUGUCGGGAUCGAAAUUCCCCGUCGUCGUACCACUACCUCAUCGAGUGAUGGUGCCGACUGGCGUAACUUGUGCGUACUCACGAACGAUGAUGCAGUGUCGGAGAACGAAUUAAACAAGAUGGAUACGGCGGCUCCACCAAAACGUGAUCAUAUUGCGUUACUUAUGGAAAGGUGGCGUAUUGCUGCACGUAAAGCGCGUAACAUCACAAAAGAUCCAUGGUCGCAUUUUUUUAUUUGCGAAGUUCCUAUUAUGCGUGCAAAACGUUAUCGUUAUUCAUCUAUUAGAAAAACAUGGACUGAAGAUAUCGUUGAAGUACGUCUUAAUCCUGAACCAUUUGCUCGUGGUGCAAUGCGUGAAUGCUAUCGUUUGAAAAAACUUCCAACAAAUAGUCAUCAAAGUGAUUGGAAAUAUGCUCACAACUAUGUGGCCAAACGUUAUAUCCAACAAGUGGAUCGCUCGGUUCUUUUCGAAGACGUUAAACUACAGAUGGACGCGAAACUUUGGGCUGAAGAGUACAAUCGAUAUGAUCCUCCCAAGAAGAUCGAUAUCGUACAAAUGUGUGUUUUGGAAAUGAUUGACCUGCCAUCUAAGUCGUUGUUCCAUCUUGAACAUUUCAUUGAAGGUGACUAUAUCAAGUACAAUUCGAAUUCCGGUUUCGUUUCCGAUAUCGCCCGGAAAACACCUCAGGCAUUUUCCCAUUUCACCUUCGAGAGAUCCGGCCAUCAAAUGAUUGUUGUGGAUAUUCAAGGAGUUGGAGAUCUUUACACUGAUCCACAGAUCCAUACAGUUGUUGGGACGGAUUACGGUGAUGGCAAUCUAGGCACCCGAGGAAUGGCUUUAUUUUUCCAUUCCCAUCUAUGCAACGAUAUUUGCCACUCACUGUGCCUAACGGAAUUCGACUUGUCCGAUUCGGAACGGGAUUCUUUACUGGAUGGAUCAGCUUCUAAUUCCCGUAACCAGUCAACUAUCUUCUCUCAUCAAGCGAGUGCCUGUUCGGCAAUAGUCCCGGAGCUCAUUCAGGAGGAUGCAAUGGAGUGUCUUCGACAGCGUACGAUUUCGUUGCGGAGUCAUAUGUCGUCCGUAUGCGAUUCCAAGUUGGGAUCACAUACAGAUGUGAAAGUGCAUGAUGACGACUGCAUCUGUGAAGAUUGCCUGGCUCAGGCUACUGUGGAUGUUUCCUGUGAGGCACUUGUCGAUGUCGUGGAUGAGGACGAUGAAGAUGACAAUAAGCCUUGUCCAGUUCGGAAAGUCGGCUUUCAUUCUCUCAGUGUUGAGCGUUCUGAUCGCUCUGAGCGCUCUCGCUCCGACAGUUUCAGCAGUUCUCUCGGAUCCAGCUCAAUGGGAAGUUCGUCGCGAGUGACCCGUGACACCGAGAAGGAGGAGUUUUGGGCCAUGGCUCGGAAGAAAUCUAUACCAGCUGGCAUUCUUUCUGCUAUGGAACUACAGAAACUGCAACAAGCAGCCGAGGCUUCGAGGCUCACCCAGCACGCGUCAAUUCUAGGACAAAUUCAUCUUGAUCUCGCACGAUAUCACGAAUUGGGGCGGUUUCUAUCGGAAGAGGACAACGAUGCCAAACGGCUUGCUCUUGGCGAUACGGAAAUUGAAGAAGCUUCAAAAGAACAUGAAGUCAAGUACGACAGAGAGUCAGCUUUAUUCCAUCUCGACAUCGCCAGACGCUGUGGUGUACUGGAGGCAAUUAUCACCGUCGCCCAAAUGGCUUACAAGUUGCCUCAUGAUCUUUUGAAGGAUAUCGGUGACGAUGAGAUUUGGACAAAAGACGAUGAUGAGGAAGGAAUAGUCAAUGAUCAUGAGGAAUUCGCUUUCGAAUUAAUGCUAACAGCUGCGGAAAUGGGUGACCGUGGAGCUAUGCUCUUCGUUGCCGAAGCCUACGAAACUGGGCGGAGGAUGGGUGCCAAUGGCCAGCCCAGUUAUCCAGAUGCAAUAAAAUGGUACGAAAAGCUUGUUGGUUUCAAUGACGACAAUGACGAGGACAGCAGUGAAGGAGCGGCACUUCCACGGUAUGAAGUAUUGGCAAAGAUAGCACAGAUGUACCAGGAAGGGGGAUGCGGCUUGGCACAAGACUUUGAACGAGCCUACAACUUGUAUACGGAAGCCGCUGAAGUUGCUAUUGAGGCUAUGAAAGGAAAAUUGGCUAAUAAAUAUUAUGAACAGGCAGAAAUGUGUGCUCGUUAA